Messenger RNA from Thamnophis sirtalis, 918 nucleotides. Lineage: Eukaryota; Metazoa; Chordata; Lepidosauria; Squamata; Natricidae. The record is from RefSeq and is a predicted model, not a curated record.
AUGAUCAAUCAAACAACUGUAACAGAAUUCUUACUUAGUGGAUUUUCUGAUGUCCGAGAACUACAAGUUUUACACUUCAUAGCAUUUUUUCUCAUUUACCUUGUAACCAUAACAGGGAACAUUCUGCUCAUUGUAAUUGUUGCCCAGCACCCAAAGUUUCAUAGCCCCAUGUAUUUCUUUCUGGUCAAUUUAUCCUUUCUGGAUGUCAGUUAUAUUUCCACAACUGUUCCCAAAUCCAUUUUUUAUUCUUUCUUAAACAAGAGACAGGUUUCAUUUUCUGAAUGUAUCACCCAAGCUUUCUGGGUUCUCACAUUUACAGGUACUGAACUGUCUAUUCUCACUGUCAUGGCAUAUGACCGCUAUGUAGCAAUUUGCCACCCAUUGCAAUACAGGCUCAUUAUGAACUGGAAUGCCUGUUUUCAGAUGGCAGCUGCUUCUUGGAUUUGCAGUGCAAUAAAUAGCCUGGUACACACUGCAAAUACCUGGGACCUGCAUUUUUGUUCCUCAAAUGUGCUUGAAAAAUUUUUCUGUGAUAUUCCACAAUUAUUAGCAUUGUCCUGCACUGACACAACAGCAAAUCAAGGGCUCCUUCUUGCUGUUGCUGUCUUUGUAGGAUCCUUUUGCUUUUUCUUUGUUUUUAUUUCCUAUGCUUACAUUUUUUCUGCAGUGUUCAAGAUUCAGUCUACUCAGGCCAGGUACAAGGUCUUCUCCACUUGCACUCCACACUUGACUGUUUUUUCAUUCUUUGUUAGCACUGCCUCAUUUUCUUACUUGAGACCAAAAGCCUGGUCCUCUCUUCCUACGGACAUGAUAGCUGCCAUUUUAUAUACAGUUUUACCACCCUUAAUGAAUCCCAUCAUUUAUAGUCUGAGAAAUAAAGAUAUACAAAAAUGUCUGAUGAAAAUGUUAAAUUGGUAA